Messenger RNA from Gamsiella multidivaricata, 1652 nucleotides. RefSeq lists its product as uncharacterized. Lineage: Eukaryota; Fungi; Mortierellomycota; Mortierellomycetes; Mortierellales; Mortierellaceae. Bases 271 to 1431 code for a protein of 386 amino acids. The record is from RefSeq and is a predicted model, not a curated record. The transcript has a single exon.
CCAUGCGUCGCUAUUUAGCCUAGCAAGGGCACUCCAUUCCAGCAAGUUUUGGAUUUUAAUUUUAAUUUUGGGUGCUCUUUUCUCGGUACGGGGUCGCUUUUUCAACUGUGUUAUUUUUGUUCCGCGCAUCCCCCUCACACGACCAAUUCGCAUCCUCGCCCUGGUUCGUGCCAUCCGCACUAUCUCUUUCUCCCUCUUUCUUUCUUUUCUCCCUUCGCCCCUUCCAUCACCGCCCGUCCACCCGUCCACCCGUCCGCCAGUCCAUCCCCCAUGUCCGCCUCACACCCUCGGCCCAGAUGUGGUCUGAGGUCACGCUCAUCCCCAUCCGCAUCCAAACCCUCAUUCAAACCCUUCAUUACACGCUCAGCCAUCCUAAUUCUCUCCGUCCUGUCUCUCCUCACACCCGCUGCUGCCGACCCAGACCCCACAAGAACCAUCACCCUCUCGUACCUGGACGAAUCCGGCGCACUUAUCGACCAGCCCCAGACCAUUCAUUUUGCAGAUUGUCUCGCCCUCGACACCUCUCUACUCGAAUCCACCGAGGGCGUCUACUCCUCCGUUUCAGCCAGCGACCCCCAGGCUGCCCUCAAUCUCUAUGAAGACCAAUUCUGUCAAAUCCUCACCAGCUCUGCAGUUGGCAGGUGGAACAACGUUAGCCCUGUAGCCAACAUGGUCGCCAUCCGUUGGGAGGGGACCGCGCCUGCAGAUAUGACUCCUGGAACUCUCAGCCCAAAUGCAUUCCCCAAGGAAAUGACUGUCCAGACUCAAGGACCAGACCCGGACGCAGAUCCUGUUGUCUUUGUGAUGGACCCGUCCAGGGGCCGAUUAGUCGUUGGCCUUGUGGCCGCUGUCCUCGUGGUUGGUGUGCUCAUUGGUGUCUACAAGGUCUACGUCGCAGCGCAGUUUACGCCUCCACCCAAGAAGCCAAAGAAGGAAAAGAAGCCCAAGGGUUUGAACACCAAGAAGAUCAAGAAGAAGGACGCGUAUUUCAAGAAGCCUGACCGCAACGACCAGCAAUCGUUCCAGCGGCUGAAUAACGACUCCCCAGAGCCGUAUUCGAUCCGACCAUUGAUGACGGAGCGCGGUAUCAGGGACAGCCAGCUCUCGGAGGCGGCGACAUUUGUGGAUUGGAAUCAACAGAAAAGCGGCAACAAUCGCAUCAACGGUCCGGAUUCGGUGGCGAUCGAUAUGCACGAGACAACUGGUGCAAGGCCCUCGCCACUGCAUGUCCAGUCUGGAUCCUCGACUCUAAAUUUAAUCCAUUUCGACAGUGAUACAUCAACCGUAGGAGGCCCCGGUAAUAGCAACAGCAGCCACAACCGGGGCAGGGGAGGCGAGGUCCUAGUGCCGAUGCAUACCUUUGAGAGUAACUACCAGCACCCUCACCAACAGCAGUUUCAUCGAAGAUCGAGUAGUUCGCGUUCUCGAUAGAGUGGAGGAAGAGUGGAAGAAGACACACACAUAGUAAUAUAAUACCAAGCAUUAUGCAAAUAUACGCGAACACUUAUCUCAUCGAUAUGGCAGGCAGGCCAAGUGCGUGUAAUUGGCCUUUGGGAACCACGACAAGGGACACGUCCUGACGGGUGAAUGGUGUGUAUGGAUGGAAUGGGAUGGAUACAUAUUCAUAUAUAUUUUUAGCCGGCCAUCCCAUU